Molecule: messenger RNA, 703 nt
Organism: Sinocyclocheilus rhinocerous
Lineage: Eukaryota; Metazoa; Chordata; Actinopteri; Cypriniformes; Cyprinidae
Product: cyclin-dependent kinase inhibitor 1-like
Exons: 3
Coding region: 226-663 (145 amino acids)
Biological process (GO): signal transduction by p53 class mediator; regulation of G1/S transition of mitotic cell cycle; DNA damage response
Cellular component (GO): cyclin-dependent protein kinase holoenzyme complex; nucleus
Molecular function (GO): cyclin-dependent protein serine/threonine kinase inhibitor activity
Source: RefSeq, a predicted model, not a curated record
AGUUCAUAAAGUUCAGAAAGUCCCGUCACAGCAGCAGAACGUCUCGACUCUACUGUUCCUCCGCUCCAGGACUGACUCACGCGACACUUUCGCCUCAAUACUCUUCUGAAGUUCUGUUUUAAACUCGAUUCUGUCUUCCAGGAUCUCAAACACUUAUCCUGCAAACAGCGAGCUCACCCUUUGACUCUUCCGCACUCUUCUGCUCUGCUAAAACAUCUUGAGCUCAUGGCGAUGCACAAGCGGAUCCUGCGAGCUCUCGGGAACAUCCCGACGCGGCGGAACCUCUUCGGGCCGGUGGAUCGCGAGCAGCUUCAGCUGGAGUACCGCGACGCUCUGAGGAAGGACCUGGAGGAAGCAUCCCGCCGCUGGAGCUUCGACUUCGUCUCGGAGACACCUCUGGAGGGCGGAGACUUCCAGUGGGAGUGGGUGUCCGGGGAAAAGGUGCCCGUCUUGUACCGCGCCUGUCAGGAGGGCAAGCAUCCGCGGCUGCGCGUGGGUAAAGAGAACAUCCCCAGAACCCCAGAGAGAUUCAGCGCUGUCCCGCAGGACGUGGAGAAAACGCCAGAAAAGAGUACAGAGCUGAAGAGGAAACAGACGAAUAUCACCGAUUUCUACCAGGCGAAGAAGAGAGCGGUGGACACACCCCGCAAAUCAGGACAAUAACACACACACACACACACACACACACACACACACACAGACU